AUGGAAAUUCAAGCUGAAAAUAGUCUAUUUCCUGAUAUUAGUGAAGUCAACAAAAAUCGAUCGUUUACUCCGAAUACACUUCACAAAACUUUAAUCGAAAUCGCGCAACAGGCACUGAAAUCUUCAUCGUCAAUUGAUCUAACUCGUCUACAUGUUCUAACUCGUUUCGGCUUUCAAGGUCAUCUACAAUUACAUGCACAAGACGUAGAAUCGUACGAUACACUCGUUGCUGUCGAUUGGCCUACACAUCUCGUUAAUCAACCGAUCACAGUUGUUCCACCUAUUCGUGUUCCUCCACAUCAUUCAAUCGUCGUCCGGGAUGUACCACUUUCAUGGCAGCUCCCGGAAAUUAAAAAUGAAAUAGAAGAUAGUUACGGAAAUGGUUCGGUUCGUAAUAUUGUACGUAUGUAUGGUAGAGAUGGAAAUCCCAUACCAUCUAUUCGUCUAGAUACAUCAUCAUCAUCGUACAUCGUUACAUUUCUUAAAAACAGUUUCAUCAACAUUGGUCAUGGUCGUCAUGCUGUUAAAGAAUAUCAUCUUCCAACUCGAAUAUCUCCUAUUUGUUAUAACUGUUAUGAACAUGGUCAUCUUGCUCGGCACUGUAAGAAUUCGAAGCGGUGUGGUCGAUGUAGUCAACAGCAUGAAGGAGAAUGCUCAAACGAUAUCAGGUGCGUAAACUGUAAUGGUCAUCAUUAUCCAGGUCAGUCAAAUUGUCCUGUUGUCCAACAUUUACGUGCAGAAAAGCAAAAACAACAGCAUCAACCGAAUAUCACGUUUUCUUAUGCAAAAGCAGCUAAGCGCCUGCAGCCAUCGACAACUACAGCUCAACCCACUACGUCAGUUAUUACACCAGAACUUCAAACUCAAUUGAUCUCUAUCAACAAGAAGCUGGAUGAAGUGAAAGAAUCGUUCCUCGACCUGAAUAUAAAAAUAUCUAAUAAAGUUAGUCAAUUGGAAAAACGUCUCAUCGACGCUGAAGAACAAAUCGAUGUUCUCUCUUCGGAACUCAACUAUAGGUACGCUGAACAAGGAAUCAAAAACAGCUCAACCAGGAAUAUAAUCGUAAACGUUUUGCUACCCGCAUUUAUAGACAUUAGCAAAGCUAUCGCAGCAACAUCUCGUAAUCAAGCAUCAAGAAACGAAGUCGAAACCAUAUGCAAUGAAGUGCGGAUCGCUAUGCAACAUUCAGAUGAACAAAAAGAAGGUAGAAUUAUCCAGCUGCAACAAAAAUAUCCACUUCUACAGUUCAAUAAUAAAUAG
This is a messenger RNA of Adineta steineri, 1260 nucleotides long. Lineage: Eukaryota; Metazoa; Rotifera; Eurotatoria; Adinetida; Adinetidae. The record is from the annotation of a GenBank genome assembly.